Molecule: messenger RNA, 4817 nt
Organism: Amphiprion ocellaris (clown anemonefish)
Lineage: Eukaryota; Metazoa; Chordata; Actinopteri; Pomacentridae
Product: flotillin-2a
Exons: 11
Coding region: 154-1452 (432 amino acids)
Biological process (GO): protein localization to plasma membrane; regulation of myoblast differentiation
Cellular component (GO): plasma membrane
Source: RefSeq, a predicted model, not a curated record
AACUCUCCAUUUUGAAAAAAAGUGAAAUCCUCGGUAGGGGCGUGAAGAAAAUAGUCCAGACUUGGUGCAAGAGGGAAGAAAAUUGAGUUUUUAAACUAAAUUAGCAUUGUAUGCUUCGAGUGGGUGUGGAUACACGCGUUUUCUGUCGGUAAAAUGGGAAACUGCCACACCGUUGGACCAAACGAGGCCCUUGUGGUUUCAGGUGGCUGCUGUGGCUCAGAUCAGAAGACAUAUGUCGUAGGAGGCUGGGCUUGGGCCUGGUGGCUCAUCUCUGACAUCCAGAGAAUGUCUCUGGAGGUUAUGACCAUCCUCUGUCGCUGUGAGAAUAUCGAAACCUCGGAGGGUGUUCCCCUGGAUGUGACAGGGGUGGCUCAGGUGAAGGUGAUGACAGAAAAUGAACUGCUGGGUUAUGCCUGCGAACAGUUCCUGGGGAAAUCAGUUAUGGAGAUCAAGAGUGUCAUCCUGCAGACUCUAGAGGGUCACCUACGUGCCAUCCUUGGUACCCUUACUGUUGAGCAGAUUUACCAAGACAGAGACAAAUUUGCCACCCUGGUGCGUGAGGUGGCAGCACCCGAUGUCGGUCGCAUGGGCAUCGAGAUCCUCAGCUUCACCAUUAAGGAUGUAUAUGAUAAAGUAGAGUACCUGAGCUCAUUGGGCAAAACUCAGACAGCUGCAGUACAGAGGGAUGCAGACAUCGGAGUAGCAGAGGCAGAGAGAGAUGCUGGCAUCAGGGAAGCUGAGUGUAAGAAAGAAAUGAUGGAUGUCAAGUUUGUUGCAGACACAAAAAUGGCCGACUCCAAACGAGAGCUGGAAAUGCAGAAAGCGUCCUUUAACCAGGAAGUGAACACGAAGAAAGCAGAGGCUCAGCUGGCGUAUGAGCUGCAAGCUGCCAAAGAGCAGCAGAAGAUCCGUCUGGAGGAAAUUGAAAUUGAAGUUGUACAGAGGAAGAAGCAGAUCACAAUUGAAGAGAAGGAGAUCAACCGGACUGAAAAGGAGCUCAUUGCCACUGUGAAGAGACCUGCUGAAGCUGAAGCCUACAAGAUGCAGCAGCUGGCUGAAGGACAGAAGAUAAAGAAAGUGCUGACAGCACAGGCAGAGGCUGAGAAGAUCCGCUGUAUCGGUGAGGCAGAAGCUUCUUCCAUUGAAGCAGUGGGGAAGGCAGAGGCUGAAAAGAUGAGGAUGAAAGCUGAAGCUUACCAGCAGUACGGCGAGGCUGCCAAGACCGCUCUGGUCCUGGAGGCUCUGCCCAAGAUUGCUGGCAAAGUGGCUGCACCCCUAGCCAAGACCAAUGAGAUUGUCAUCCUGAGUGGAGAAGGCAGCCGUGUGACUGGAGAGGUGAACCGUCUAUUAGCAGAACUCCCCGUCUCUGUCAAUGCCCUCACUGGGGUGGAUCUGACUAAGAUCCCUCUGCUCCAGAAGAUGACCAACCCACAGUCCCAGACAGCCAUAUGAUGAAUCAGGCCUGAGACUCGUAACUCUGAAUCUUUUGCUGUGUAUCUGCCUCAAGCAUGAAAACAGUUCAAUCCCUUAUGCAACUGCCUUUGACCAGAAACACUUGACACCAACCAAGAGCUUUUUUAUAUUUUUAAGAGGUUUUUAAUUUUCUAAAAGAAAAAAAUAAAACAGGGGCCUUACUCCAGAAGGACCAGACUCUAUGUAUCCUAUGUUGUUUUUAGUUUUUGUUGUAGAAACAUUUAACUUUAUCAUACUGCACUAGUUAGCCAGAAUUAUAUGCUGCAAUCUUAGUCAGUCCUACAGGUCAUCCAAAGUAGAGCUGGGUGUUUCUGAGACAAAAGUCAGAGUUGUAGGUGAGGGAAUGAAUCGAGAAAUAUUAAGGACAAAUCCCUACAUAGCUGUCUAAAUUUCUGCCUGGAAUUUGGAGUGCGCUGCUUUCCUGUCAGGUGUUUUGGCACUUAAUCACCUUUGGACGUGGAGCAGUGUGCCAGCUCCCGCCUCUUCAUUACACCCUCAUUUGUUUAAUACUAAGAGCAGUGUUAAUGAAGUAGAUAGAUUGCAACUUUUAUGUUCACUUUGCUUUUAAAGUAAGAUUUCUAACUGUUAGAUUAACAAACCGCACUUAUGGCUCACCUGAUCUUUACUCACUGUGAUUAUAGAAUUGACAGUAUAUCACAAUAUCAGUGACAUUUGAAUCACUUGCAUGAUAAACUUUACCUCGCAGUAGAUUCUCACGUAGCCUGUCUUAUUGUUCUGAUGUGCAGUGCCUGUUCACCACUCAAGUGCCCAAACCUUAGGACAGUGGUUUGGCUUUAGGUUGGAUUAAUGUCCGAGUAUAUCACUGUUAUAGAUGGAUGCUGUUUAAAUAUCGUUCUCCGUUCUCAUAACAUCUGCUCAUACUAACAGUAGUGUUUGCGCUUCACUUUUGUCGCGUUUGGAUACAUAAACAGAUAUAUAAUUGCUAAACUAUUGCAUAACUGACGCAAAGCCAUACUUAGAAGUGAUUAGCCUUAAAAGAGACUUUGGAUGCCUUCCAGACUUACUGAACAUUUCUGUAUUACCUCAAGUAGAACAUGGAAGACAUUCAGGGUCGGAGGUUUCAUUUGAUUUGUUACUCCCCUCUCUCCUUCCUCCACCUGGAUGAACUAUCAGCCCUACUCCUGUUCACAUGUGGUAACAUGUUUCCUAGACGUUGUUUGAAAUACUGCAGAUUGUGUACAUAUUUUUUUACUUUAUUGGGCAACUCCACACUAAAGCCUGGCGGCUCUGACCACUGUGGGUGGAAGGUUGACCACACCCAGGCUGUGAUGACAAAGCAGGAUUUUAGAGUGGCACUCUGUCAGAAGUUGGAAAACAAGCAGGUGAUCAGGCUGUAAACACUGCACAUGGUGCUUGUGCUCAGGUGGCCUUCAGUUUGGUAAAAGUAACGUGAGAUGGGCGUGAGCAGUCGGACAUUUCUGUCUGAGUUUUUCUGCUGCAACAUGUGAAUCAAAGGAAGCUGUCAGAGGCACUCAUUUCUGCAUGCAGUCUGUUACAAUGUCAGUUUGAAUAUGUUCCAAAAUUCACGUGUAGUGGAAACGGCUUUAAUAGAGUUAAAUUUCACACAAACAUAAUCACCACCUGUUAUGUUCGCCCUUUUUAUGCGUCAUGAAAUGGCAGUUAUGCAUAAAUGACUAAGUUUAGAGCAUCUUCAAACUUUAACCAAAUAUUUGUUUUGUUUUCUGUCAGAACAGUCAUUUGUCAUUAUAAACAGGUUGUGUUCAGUCAUAGUUCAGUGCGAGUUCGUGACUUGUGGUGUGCACUUGCAGGUUUCAACCUCUAGAUGGCAGAACCUUAGCAGGAUUUCAAGUUCUACAAUCUGAAUGAGCCUUUUGUUGCUACAUGUUUUUAUAUCAUCCAAUGUGUUGUUUUGCUGCGUCACCCGCCUAGCUUACGGUGCACAGUUGGCCUGUCCAGUUUAGUUUUUUUUAUUAUUGAUGUUACACUUCUGUUAUUGUGAAUAAUCAUUAACCACUUUUCACAAUCUGUGACCAUAAAUGUUUUUGCUUUAUUGUGCCUGUGAUCAUUAUGAAGUUAUUAUCUAGUCACGCAGUUUUCUUUCUUUCCUGUCAAAUAAACAUGAGGCUUGUAUGGUCUGUGCAGAUUUCAUCCUGUUUUUGUCCAUAAUGUGAAUGUUAAAGUUCCAUCCAACCUCUAAUGUGUUUCUUGUGUUUGUACCUAUCUUACCGUAAAUACAAGAAAAUGAUUAGACUGUUGAUAUGCUCUUUCAUUCAGAAUGGCCAGUGAUUUUUACAAGUUAGCAUUUGCAACUAAUAGCAGGAAUUUCAAACCUGAUCACCUUUUCAGACUUUACCCAUCAGUGGGGUCUCUGGUGGGGCUUCUAAUGAGUGAGUGAAGGAUCAAAUGGCACUAAUUUCAGAAAUUUAAACCUGGUUGAUCCCUGGGAAAAAUUCUCAAAUUCUCUCAAAACCACACACCCAAAUUAUUUAAGGAGAAACGAGACGGCUGCAGAAUUGUUUUCAUUUUCUAUUUACAUUACCUAAGUUUAAAUGUCAAUGAGGUGUUACAUGCAAGUUGCAAAUCAUAUUAUCAAUUAACAUCCACUGAAGAUUAUUAAGUAGAAAACUGCAAAGCUGAGUUCACAAAAUGUGCAAACUGCUAAAUUUACUGAACAAACUUGUUAUACUUUGUAAUACUCCUUUGAUUUAGAGAAGUAGAUUUGUGCACACAGUGCCUUUGUUACAUAAUGAGAUCAUUCUUGCUUCACUGUGCAGAUUGUCGACUGUAUUAAUCACACGCGGAAGUACUGAUGAGAUGUUCUAUUAGAAAUGAGUUUAUAGGAAAGAGAACGACUUUUAGAUUGUGAACUUGAUAAAUAUAUCAGCUGUAAAUGUUCCUCUUUCUACUCUUUCUGUUUUAUGUACUUUAUGACAUUCUGUCCUACAAAAUGUGUAAGGGAACACACAUAUAUAAAUGUAAAUGUAGCAUUAUAGGAUGCAUUUUGCAGCUAUACCUUCUGAAUCUGAUCUUAAAAAUGAGAUUUUAUUCAUUAUUUUGGCCAUUGUAUUUGUGCCAAAGAAUUAGCAUCGUCUAAUCAGAUUAGUUCUUGUUACUCAAGUAGCAUUUGAGAGGAGACUGACCAAACAUCACAGACCUACGCCUUAACUCUUGUCUUCAUCUGAAACAUUGAUUGUCUGUCAGAAAUAAUCUGUAAUCUCUAUUAAAAAUGAUAUUGUGGAUUUAUCUUGUGGCUUCUCAUGUAACACUGGCCUUUGGAGAGCUGAUCCAGCAUGGCAUUUUGAGCAUGUCUUCAUGUUAUUCUGUGUCGUGUGCCACCCUCUAAUAAAUGUUAAACCACUGUC